GCGCAGAGGCAGCUGCUCCCAGGCUGCAGCACCAGCAGGUUUUGUCUGCAGCUCUUCUGGUCUGUAGCUCCUUGGAGCAGAGGAGGAGGAGCAGUAACAGCAGCAUCUUCAGCCAGGCUCUCCGAUUGUAGAAAAAUCUGAACUGAGAUAAUCACUGGCUGAGAGAUCCACCAAAAGCUGGGCUAAAAGGCUGGUGUUUAACAUUGGCAACUAAUCCAGAGGAGAGUGUGCUUUUACACUACAACCAGAUUCACCAGCCAUUUCUUUCUAGCGUGAGAUAUCCUCGUGUUUUGACUGGGCUGCAGACAAAAGGAUACUGAGACUUUUCUUGAUUUCUUCAGGACAGACCACAGGAAUUGCUACCACCUACGUAAAUAGAGGGAAAGGUUGCAAAGGAUCAGAAACAUGGCUGAUGAAAGGAAGGAUGAAGCUAAGGCACCGCACUGGACCUCAAGUCAGAUAGCGGAAGCUUCUUCCCACUCGCAUUCUCCAGAGAUCAAGGAGCAAAGUGGCACAAGUGAAGGACUGGUCAGAAGUGCCAAUGGAUUUCCAUACAGAGAGGAUGAAGAUGGAGGAUAUGGGGCACGUGGGCAACAGAGCUCAUAUUCCAGAACCAAAGAGAAUGGGAUCAAUGGAGAAUUAGCGACAGCAGAGAAAGAAACUGCAGAAGAAGUAUCCGCAAGGAUAGUCCAAGUAGUAACAGCUGAAGCUGUGGCAGUCCUGAAAGGUGAACAGGAAAAAGAAGCCCAGCACAAAGAUCAGCCAGCACCAUUACCUUUAGCAGUUGAAGAGACAACUAACCUGCCUCCAUCCCCGCCCCCAUCACCUGCUUCAGAGCAGACUGGAACACUGGAAGAAGAUUUACUUGCAGCCUCGAAGAUGGAAAUCCAUGUCCAGGAAGGGACAAGCCUCUUCGCAGCCGAGCCAUUAGGCACGAAGGACUCAGAGAAAGAAAGUAAGACUAGUGAGCAAUCUGUACAUGAUGCCUUAGUUCCACAGCCAGCAAAAACAGAGACUAUAGAAAUAGCAGAAUCACUGGGCAAAGGAGAAGAGAAGUUUCUUCCAACUCUUCCUGAACAGACUGUGGAUACAAGUCCAAAAAAGGAGGAACUCGGGAGUUCCAUAAAAACAGAUAUUGAUAUUGAUUCUACAGGAGACUCGCAUCAACAUCCAGAACAAAAAGAUCUAUCAUCACAGUGGCACCAAGAAGGUAAAACAGAUGAAAAGGACUCAAUAUCCCAGAAUCUUGCCAGUGAAGUACUACUCAUACAGUCUAAAGACGAUCAAGUGGAUCUUAAAAAAAACGACUUUCCCUCUCCAGAAAGCAUAAGUUCUUUUUUAUCUUCAGACUCUGCAGUUAAAUGUACCUUUUCUUCUGAUACUCUAACAGCUGCUCAGUAUAAAUCUGAGUUGGAAGAGACUAACAAAAGAAUGCAAAUAUCUACUGCUUCAGAAAUUGCCAAAGACUUUUCGAAAGAUCAAAUAAUUGACAAGGAGAAAAUAAAAAAACAGGAAGAAAAAGACUUUGCAGCAGUGACUACUCCUGUUUUACAAACAAUUACAGAACAAACAUCUGUCCCAAGUGUUCCUCUUUGGGAGGAAGAGAAAGAUAUGACAGAAGAUGAAAGUGAUGAAGAUGGGUACUCCAUUUCCAGUAAACAAAAGCACAGAGCAUUAGAUGAUCAGCGUUUUGUUACUCAUGAUGACCAGCCCACAACUGUUUUAGUUAAAGGAAAAGAAACUGAAGCAAGUGAUCUGGAGGCAAGUGGAGACGCAACAACAUGGGAUGUCAAAAAGGAGGAAAAACACAGCAUGGAGGCCUUCACAGACAGAUAUAGUCAGGAAUUAUUCCCUGAAAAAAUGGAAGAGUCUUUCGAUAAACUUGCAUUAUCUGAAACAGAGAAGCCCACUACUGAACCAAGUAAUGAAACUCUGCAGAGAAAAGAUUCCGGACACAAUAGUAAAGGAGCAGGAUUUUCUGUUACAGAUCCAGACAUUCACAAAAUGGAGAUAGAAGAGGAUAAGUCGGGAAUGUCUACAUAUUUUGAGACUUCUGCUCUUAAAGAUGAAGCUGUAAAAAGUGAAAUGCUACAGCACAGCAGUGAUUACUAUGAACUGAGUGAUACUAAAGAACAGGCGUAUGACCCUUAUCAGAAAGAUUUCCUUGUCUCUAAAAAAGACAUUGAGGAAUAUCAGCCAGAUUCAUACCAACUCUCCGGUAUACCCACUCAUGAGAUAGGAUACAGUACCCUUGCUCAAGGCUUCCAAGAAGAUGAAUCUAUGGAACCUAGUUCUCCUACAGAAAGAAUGUACACUAUUGACCCCAAUGUUUAUGGAGAUAAGAGAGAACUCCACAAUAAAAAUAAAGAUGACCUAACACUAAGCAGGAGUUUGGGGCUUGGUGGAAGAUCUGCCAUAGAGCAGAGGAGCAUGUCCAUUAACCUACCAAUGUCCUGCUUGGACUCUAUAGCACUGGGGUUUAACUUUGGACGUACACAUGACCUGUCACCCCUAGGUUCAGACAUUCUUGAUAAUGCCAGUGGGGAUGAAGGUGAUGACUAUUUGCCAGUCACCACCCCAGCAGUAGAAAAAACUCCCACCUUCCCAACAGACAGCAGGGAAGGCGAAGAAGAGAAAACGGAGGAGCCAAAAACGAAAGAAGAGGGAGAGAUGCAGGUAGAGCCUUUGUGUGAGUCACCCUUCCUGGCAAAAGACUAUUACAAAAAUGGGACUGUGAUGGCUCCUGACUUACCUGAAAUGUUAGACUUAGCUGGCACAAGGUCAACACUGGCAUCUGUGAGCACAGAGGCUGAGGGGGCCCAGAGAAAGUCCAUUCCUUCGGAGGCAGAGGACAGCAGUGCAACCCAGCAUCUUAUGGCAGAUGAAAACCACAUGACUCUAAGGGCUGACAGUCAACUAGAAGAUUUAGGUUACUGUGUUUUCAACAAAUACACGGUGCCAAUGCCAUCCCCAGUCCAGGAUAGUGAGAAUUUGACAGGAGAGAGCUGCCCCUUUGAUGAGAAAAUUAAAAGAGGUGUCAUUGCAGAUCUCUCACUGAUAGAAGUGAAGUUGGCAGCAGCCGAGAGAUCCAAAGAAGAAAAAGAUGGUGACUCAUCAAUUUUAGGCAAAGACUUUGAACUGGAGAGAAAAGCUAUUGAUAAACUAGAUACUGUGCUAGAAAAAAGCGAGGAACAUACUGAUUCUAAAGAAGCUUAUUCUCCUGAAGAUGCAGAACAUAAGAGAGCAAAGCCUGAUUCUGCUUUGGAAACUAUAGAUGAUAAAAAUGUAGCUGGAGUGGAAGAGAAAGUGUCUUUGAUAACUGAGAAAGAGGAAGAUGCCAUGCACAUCACUACCGAGACGGGCAAGGCAGAAAUCUCUUAUAAACCAGAUUAUGAUGCUAUAAAGCAGGAUUUGGAUACUGCUGCUCGACAAGUCGAGCAGGAAUACCAAAGUAAAUUAGAGGUUUGUGCUGAUGAAUUUGUUUCAGGGCAGAGCACAGUGGAUCACGAUGAGGUCCCCUCCACAUUGCCCCAAGAACCCGUUGUAUGUCCAAAAAUUGAACCAAGUUCAAUGAAAGAUGCCACCAAACUGUCUGAAUCUGAAGUUAAAGAAAAAGGUGGUAAGCCUGAUCUUGUGCAUCAAGAAGCAGUAGAUAAAGAAGAAUCAUAUGAGUCAAGUGGAGAUAAUGACCAUGCCCAAGAGGGCUUGCCUGGAGAUACUCCAAAGCCAUAUGCUGGCAAAAUAGAACCAGAAAGUCCAUCUCUCUCAGAAGAAGAGACUGUGUCACAAUUGUUAGCGGAACAACAAGUUACAGAAGCAGAGGUAUCAAAAAUUACUCAACAAGAACCAGCUGAAGUUCAAAUGGAGAACAUACCACAGUCUAAAAAAGAUCACGUGGAGUCUCUGGAGUUAGCUGACUCUGAGAAAACUGAAGAUCUUCCUUGUCAUUUAAAAUAUGAGAAAAAAGAUACAGAAGAAGAACAACAACAGAAAGAGAUCAAACCACUAGAAGAAGAGAAAGAAGAUAUUAAACAAGCAGAAGAACACAAGGAAGACAUUAAAGAAACAGAAGAACAUGAGGAGAAUAAGAUAGAAGUAAAGCAUGAGGAAGGAAGGAAGUUGGAAGAAGAACAUGAGAAAGAAGAUAAGCAAGAUGAAGAAGAGGAAAAGAUUAAACAAGAGAAAGAUUUAAAACAAGAAAAAGAACAAAAAGAAGCGAGUCAACCAGAACAGGAAGAGAGCAAGCAACCAUACAUAGAAGGAGACUUGGAAGAACCUGAUGAAACAGUGGAAGAUGUCUGUAAAGCUGUCCCUGGGGAAGUGCCUGAACCGAAAGGAGUAAUAGAGUCUGUUGUUACAAUUGAGGAUGACUUCAUUACAAUAGUACAGACAACAGUAGAUGAGGGAGAAGUCAGCUCCCACAGUGUGCGCUUUGCUGAAGCAUCCCCAGCUGAUGCUGAAGAGAAAGGUUUUCAACCGGAAGAGGAGGCGGACGUGGAAGUGGUUGCUGAUAUUGAAGAAGAGACAAAAGAAAGCUCUUUAGAAGCUCCUGGCUCACCUGAGCGGGAAGAAGUCCCAUUAACUGAUUACAAGACAGAGACCUAUGAUGAUUAUAAGGAUGAAACAACCAUCGAUGACUCGAUCCUGGACACUGACAGCAUAUGGGUGGAUACUCAAGAUGAUGAUAGGAGCAUCAUGACAGAACAGUUAGAGACUGUUCCUAAAGAGGAGAAAGCAGAGAGAGAAUUGCGGAGACCGUCUCUCGAUAAGCAUAAAAAAGAGAAACCCUUAAAAACGGGGAGAGGCAGGAUUUCUACUCCUGAAAGAAAAAUAGCUAAAAAGGAACCUAGCACAGUCUCCAGAGAUGAAGUGAGAAGGAAAAAAGCUGUGUAUAAGAAAGCUGAACUUGCUAAAAAAGCUGAAGUUCAGGCUCACUCUCCCUCCAGGAAAAUCAUUUUAAAACCUGCUAUCAAACACACUAGACCAACUCAUCACUCCUGUGUUAAGCGGAAGCAGACAGCUGCUGGUGGUGAAAUGAAUCAAACUCCUGGGAUGUUUAAGCAAGCAAAGGAAAAACUUUCAGAUGGAGUGAACAAAAGUCCUGAAAAGCGUUCCUCUUUACCAAGACCAUCCUCUAUUCUUCCCACUCGGAGAGGCCUAUCAGCAGACAGGGAACGAGAUGAGAAUUCCUUCUCCCUGAACAGCACUGUCUCAUCAGCACGACGGACCACCAGAUCAGAGCCUAUUCGAAGCCGGACAGGAAAGAGUGGCACAUCAACUCCAACUACUCCAGGAUCUACAGCAAUCACUCCUGGAACACCACCUAGCUAUUCCUCCCGUACUCCGGGCACUCCUGGGACCCCUAGCUAUUCUAGAACCCCUCACACUCCGGGUACACCCAAAUCUGCUAUUCUGGUUCCCACCGAGAAGAAAGUCGCUAUCAUACGCACGCCUCCAAAAUCGCCAGCCACCCCAAAGCAGCUACGGCUCAUCAACCAGCCUCUGCCUGAUCUCAAGAACGUCAGGUCCAAAAUUGGGUCAACAGACAACAUCAGAUAUCAGCCGAAAGGAGGACAGGUUCAGAUUGUAACCAAGAAGAUAGAUUUGAGCCAUGUGACAUCCAAAUGUGGUUCACUGAAGAAUAUCCGUCAUAGGCCAGGUGGGGGACGAGUGAAAAUUGAGAGUGUGAAACUGGAUUUUAAAGAAAAGGCCCAUGCCAAGGUUGGUUCGCUUGAAAAUGCUCAUCAUGUACCUGGAGGAGGUAACAUCAAGAUUGACAGCCAGAAGCUCAAUUUCCGAGAGCAUGCUAAGGCCCGUGUGGACCAUGGAGCUGAGAUCAUCACGCAGUCCCCAGGCAGAUCCAGCAUGGCUUCCCCACGGAGGCUCAGCAACGUCUCUUCCUCCGGCAGCAUCAACCUGCUUGAAUCUCCUCAGCUUGCUACCCUCGCUGAAGAUGUCACUGCAGCCCUAGCUAAACAGGGCUUAUGAAUUUACUUCAUUUAGCAGUGUGUGAAGUAAUAAUAUUUAGGCAUGAGCUCUUGCCAGGAAUGGGCUCUGAGCAGGUGUUAAAAUUCAUUCUUUACCAUGUCUAAAAUUAAGUCACAUCCCAAGACUGUAGUAACCGUAAAAUAAAAAUAAAAAAACCUGGGGAAAAGAUAAUUUAUAGAUGCAGAAAAUGGCCUGAUUUCCAUUUACAGCAGGAAGACACUGGCUUUAAUGUGGGUACAAUUGCAGUAUAUUACAUUGGACAAUUAUUGUUGCUCUGCUCUGUCUUGCAUGGAGUACUGUACUAUGAUACAAUGCAUUUUUACCUUUCAUGUGCCUGAAGGCCAUCCACCACUUUUUGAAGAGCCUUGUUAAAUGCCUUCAGUUGCUCAUUUUACUGUUUUGUUGAUGGAUGGAAUUAAGGAACAUCUCCCAUUGUAAUUUAUUAACAGGUUAAAUUAAACUGGAGAGUCUGAGUACCAGACAGAAAGGCAACUAAAGAUGUCACAGCUUCAAGAGGGUAUGUGCGGGUGGGGUUAUUUUAUAUACAUGGGUAGAGGAAAGAGUCAAUUAAGUUAUUAAUGUUGUUGAACUUGGAUAAUUAUGUCAGUGUAUAGCUGAUUCCAAUAAAUUAUUUAACUAAUAGUUAAAGAAAGUAGUUGGAGGCAAAUCAUAUGAACUGAAGCCGGGGGGGAAAUCAUACGAACUGUAUUGGGGAACUGGCAUUUCUUCAUUUUUAAAAGCAGCUACUGAAACGAAGCAAUGGAACUGUGUCUGAUUAGAAUGUUGGUUAAGCAGCUAGGUUUGUGUCUACACUACUGGUUUCACAUCCUUUCCAUCUGUUUGAUACAGUAUUAUUAUAGAUAUAUAUUUCUCUGUGGCCAUUUGUGAUACGCCCUCUCAUACUUGAAUAUUCUACUUCUUUAUUCACAGUAUCUGUGUCUCUUGCACCCUUUGGUGUUGCAAUUUUAGGUAUGUAAAAGUAGAUGUUAGCAGGGUUUUUAUUUCCCUAUUCAGACUUUAAGAAAACAAAUAAAAAAAGACAAAGAUCUUUUAGCAUGAAAUUGCUUUCUGUAACAUCUCAAAAACUGUGACCCUGUUUUAGUGCCAGAUGCAAGUCUCUUCUGUGAUACUAGAAAAAUUGACCCAUAUUUCUCUUCUCUUUCUCAUUCACCUCUUCUCCCAAAUAACUGACUUUAUGGUGUCCAGGUAUUUGUAAACAAAGAUCUCCAGAGAGAUGGUUUCGGAGUGUAAAUUGUGUUGUUUUUUUUAAAUCAAAAUUUAAAAUAAUGGCUUGGGCCUGGUUUUUAAAAGGGAAAAAAUCCUGCAGUAGGAAUGAAACAUAAAGGUUUUUUUAAAAAAUCAAUUUAUUCUUUUGCUAAAGUUGAAAUUCCAAUAAACAUCGGGGAGUUUUAAUAGAAGUCCUUCAUUCCGUUCCUUUAAUGGCAACUUUGCAUAGCUAUGCUUAGGGGCCUCAAAUAGAAGAGUGAUGCUCUGGAGAGAUGCAUUCAUAACACAUGUGGAUUAAUGGUAACAUAACUAAAUAAACUCCCUAUCUAGCAUCACCAAGGUGAUGGAACUGAUAAAUAAAUCUGCAGAGAAUAUGUUGACUAUAAAAAGUAUACGACAAGUGUGUAUAAAAAGAAAAACCCAAGGAACACUAAAACGCCAGAACAACUAGAGUCUGUGGGGUUUCCUUCACUACUUAUUUGGAUGCUUUAAGCAGAUGCUGAAGAUGGCAUGGUAAUAUGAUGCAUAAGUAGACUAUAGUCUGCUCAUGAUAUAUAUGCUAGCUUUGACUAGAUGAUAAUUAAAUUAAAUUUCAACCUGCAGAUUGAUUGCUCGUUUCCUUAGGAAAUCACCUACAUUUUGUUUGCAUGAUCUCAAAUUGAGCUGUACAUGGAUGGUUCAUUUGGAUGACUAUAUGUGUUGGAAGCUGUGUGAAAAGGGCUACCUCUUAAGCAUCUUAAUUUAGCUUGGUUGCAUCCAAGAAAGAGGCUUAAAUAACUUUUAAAGAAAGAACACAUCUACCAAGAGUCUUUUUGACAUCAUAUGAUGACGAAUUUAUCAUGGAAUAAAACUUUCCUUAGAAACACAGAUUUGAUUGCUAUCGUUGACCCCAUUAGCAGGACAGAUCUCACUCCGUAGAGUAUUCCAGAACUGUUCCACAACAGUAUGGAGUUCUGUACAUUUAAAUCAGACCAAAAAUGGUUCAUAAGUGCUAUAGGCAUUCACAUGUAAAUGGAUAGGAACGAGUAAAUUUUCAACAUAGUAAGCUGUAGAGCUUCUUUAAAUGAUGUGUGAAUGAGCAAGUCUAAAUAGCCUGACACAUUACAUCUUAAAAGCUGUUGCAUAUUAUGAGAUGCCUUGUAAAGUCUAUAAUGCAGUCAUAUGGUUAAGAAAACAGUUAGUUUAGAAGUUAAAGUGCAUUAGGAGGAUUGUUCUACCGUGUGGUUGCUGUGAUGUUGCUUAGAAUAAUCAUAAAAUGUACAAACACAUCUAUAUUAACAACAUAAGAAGAAUCCUGCUGGGUCAGCCCCAGGAUGCAUACUGUGGGACUCCUUGCCACUGCUUUGGGAAAAAUAAAAGGCAAAAGAGUAGUAUGUUUAAUGCCAUGUUGUCACUUGGACUCUAUGCUGUUGGUUCUUGCGGGUUAGCCUCUCAAUGUUUUUAUGUCUUUUCCCCCCACUCUGAGAGCAAAAGAGUGCCCAAGGUACUACUGAACCUCAUGUGGGCUGGUGCUGAGUGUCAGCCAGUCAGGACAGUGUAAUCUGUGACUAUUUUGUAUUCUGCUUUUUUGGAAUAUAUAUACACAUUCUAGAUGGUGAAGUUAUUUAUUAAGUAUACAUGUCCAAAGCUGCCAAGUCAUUAAUUCCAUGCUGCAAUUUUAUCUUUCUCAUCUGAAAGCUCAGUCCUUGUGAUCAAUAACUGUCCUUCCAUAGAAGAAAUUGCAGAACUGGAUGGAGUUAUACAUGUUGAAGAGUCAGCAGGAGACCUAGGCUCUGGUAUAAGAAAUGCACACACUAUGUUACAGGACUCUAGAUUAUUGUCACAGGGGGAGUGGGGACUGGGGGCGAAAAGUGUGACAGGAAAGGAUAACAGAACAUUAAUUUCUCCAGCAUAUACUGAAUGUAAAAGCUAAGUGACACGAUUUAGUCAGAAGAUCACUCAUGCAAGCCCUGCUGAAAUAAAUAUCAGAGAUCAAGAUGAACCAUAUAAAGCCAGAUAAAAACAUGGUUAUAAAUUACUUGGCAGGAGGUAUUCUUGCUAGACUGUGCCCAUUUAAUUAUAUGGGCAAAAAAUUGCUUAGUUACACUUUAAUACAAACUUAACUAGUUUUGCAUUAUUUAAUGCACAAUUUUAAAAAAAACAGUUAUCCAAUUCACAGUUCUCUGCAUCUUGCUGUAGAGUUCUCUAAUUUAAUUUAAUUUAAUUUAAAUAUUUUAUUUUAUUUUAUUAAAAUGCAUGUAACUGUUAUCAGAGUUCGAGAUGAACCAUACUUAAGGCUGGAGAAAUUCGUAAAGUUUGUGACAAACUGAAGAUUGGCGAAAGAAAAAGCUGAAAGGAACAUUUGUGAUCCCCUCUUAUGGGAAGCAUGUCUUUGUCAAUACUACUGAAGUCCUAGAACAGUAAGCUUGCCUCAUCAUUUUUGAGUUCGAGUAAAAUUAACAAAGGUACACUUACCCACUUGCAGCCAAGAUGCAUAAAAAUGGACCAGUGCAAAUAGUUCAGUCAAGAAUCCAUUUACCCCCUUUGGAAGAAAGGACCUCUUUGUUUUUCUCUACCUUCAUAGAUCUGUUUCUGCGUGAUCCUAGGCACUGAAUAAAAGACUGGUGUUUGUCCACCAGUGAUAGUCCAAGCUGCUAAUUAUGAGAUGGUCUCCUGUCUGCUGGGACAUUAUACGUAAAUUACGGUAUAUGGCAGUGAUGGCGAACCUAUGGCACACGUGCCAGAGGUGGCACUCAGAGCCCUCUCUGUGGGCACACAUGCUGUCGCCCUAGCCCAGAGUUUGCCAGAGUUUCUUACUAGAAAGCCAGAGGGACGUGGCCCUUUGCAAUAAAUAAGUGGGGUCUGGGUUGCAGUUUGGGCCCUUAGUCUAUAAAAGGUUCACCAUCACUGUUAUAUGGCAUUCGUAACCUAACAGUUGGUUCACAUACUACUGGAAUUCUUCUCUUGAAAGUUAUUUGCAAAUAUGUAUGUCUGCCUUACAUAUGUUCCAAAAGCAGCCAAAAACAUGGACUAUGUCAUGAUAAGUAUACAAGGAACUUUUCUGUUUUAAAAGAACACAUCCAGUACAUAUUGCCUUAGGGAUGCAAAAUUAAGCAGCAGAUCAAAUGCCCAAUCUAAAACAGCCCAGGAAUUAUAGCUUGUGAUUCUUGAAUUGCAAGGCAGAACACGGUCCACCAGAGCCUUGAUAAACAUCCUGUUUUUUCCUUCUCUCCUAGAACUGGAAAAAUAGCAAUGAUGUUAGGCUUCCAGAAGAGGAGCAUGUGUGGAUUGUGGGUUGUGAUCAGCUCAGUGGGUCACAACUUCUACAGGGCUACCCAUGUUAAAUCUUGUUCACUGCUGGUAGAGUAAUCAAGCAAAUUCCCAUAUAAAUAGCGUAGGUUUUUAAAAGCUCUGGUAAGUAGCCAUUUCAACUUUAGCAAAGAACAAUUAUAACAUUUUCUGUGCACUGGGAUUUUUCCCUUUUCCCCGUCUCUUUUUCUUUUUCCUCUGAGAAACACAAUAGGCCAUAACAAAGCCUGUGGGGUUAUUUCUUUUCCUGAUAAUUCUAGAGCCUGUUAUCAUAAAAGAGGCAUUUCUUGAAUAGCUGGUGGUAGGUAGUUCAUGUUUUUCAAUCCAACUUGCAAUUGUAUUUGUUGCUGUAUAGUGAUUGUUUUGCAAAAUAAAAACGCUUGUCAUCUAA
Sceloporus undulatus (fence lizard) is the source of this 10894-nucleotide messenger RNA. It is a transcript of the gene MAP2, whose product is annotated as microtubule associated protein 2. NCBI's taxonomy places the organism in Eukaryota, Metazoa, Chordata, Lepidosauria, Squamata, Phrynosomatidae. The record is from RefSeq and is a predicted model, not a curated record. Gene Ontology annotation, biological process: microtubule cytoskeleton organization; neuron projection development. Gene Ontology annotation, cellular component: neuron projection. Gene Ontology annotation, molecular function: microtubule binding.